Molecule: messenger RNA, 670 nt
Organism: Parasteatoda tepidariorum (common house spider)
Lineage: Eukaryota; Metazoa; Arthropoda; Arachnida; Araneae; Theridiidae
Gene: Phf5a
Product: PHD finger protein 5a
Biological process (GO): mRNA splicing, via spliceosome
Source: RefSeq, a predicted model, not a curated record
CGUUUUAUUAUUUGCAAAAAUCCUUACUUAAGAUUAUUUUACCAUAGUUCAUACAUGCUCGCUUUUACCUAACUCAUGUUUUUUAACGUCAAAAGCUUUCUUUAAAAUUCGCAUCCUAAAACGACCUGAGUUGUACAAAAACAAGUAGCUAGAGGCUUACGAAAUCACUGGUAAAAUUUCCAACUGAGAAAUCUGUUUUCAAGUUAAUUAUGGCAAAACAUCAUCCUGAUCUCAUAUUUUGUCGUAAGCAGGCUGGAGUUGCCAUUGGAAGAUUAUGUGAGAAAUGUGAUGGGAAAUGUGUUAUCUGUGACUCUUAUGUUAGACCAUGCACUUUAGUCAGAAUUUGUGAUGAAUGUAAUUAUGGAUCUUAUCAAGGUCGAUGUGUUAUUUGUGGAGGUCCAGGCGUGUCUGAUGCUUACUAUUGCAAAGAAUGUACUAUUCAGGAGAAAGAUCGUGAUGGAUGUCCAAAAAUUGUGAACUUGGGUAGUUCCAAGACUGAUCUGUUUUAUGAAAGAAAAAAAUAUGGUUUUAAGAAGAGGUGACCCCCCUCAUCUCUUUCGAAUCGACAUGCUUGGACUUUCAUAUGAAUAAAUUUCAUGUAUUUUGAAUCUUUGCAUUCUUCACUAUCUGUAUUGUAAUCAUUUUAAUAAAGCAAAUUUUUUUUCAGCUA